Mangifera indica (mango) is the source of this 2115-nucleotide messenger RNA. RefSeq names its product alternative NAD(P)H-ubiquinone oxidoreductase C1, chloroplastic/mitochondrial. Bases 109 to 1764 code for a protein of 551 amino acids. Gene Ontology annotation, cellular component: chloroplast. NCBI's taxonomy places the organism in Eukaryota, Viridiplantae, Streptophyta, Magnoliopsida, Sapindales, Anacardiaceae. The transcript is spliced from 12 exons. The record is from RefSeq and is a predicted model, not a curated record. Gene Ontology annotation, molecular function: NAD(P)H dehydrogenase (quinone) activity. Gene Ontology annotation, biological process: phylloquinone biosynthetic process; aerobic electron transport chain.
UAAUCAAGGGUGUGAGUUGUGGGCAUGUAGCGUGGGCAAGUAAGAGCCACAUCGACAGAAAUCUGGCUUAUAAUUCAGUCGCAUUCUGUCUGGCCUCUGCCAUCAUCAAUGGCCCUAAUUUCCUUCUCUGCUUCAGCUUCGCUUUUACCUUUCAAAAAUAUAUCCGGUGGACCAAAACCAAAGCAAUGGACUCGGCUGUUUCAUUCUUCUUCAAAAAUGUUCACAACCUCUUCCGAGCCACUUAUUGCUUACGCCUUUACGGGGAGUAACCAGGGUUUUCUUGAAAUACCUGGAGCUCGAACAGAAACGCCUCCUCAUACUUACUAUAAGUGGCCAGAUAAAAAGAAUCCUAGAGUUUGCAUAUUAGGUGGUGGUUUUGGAGGCUUGUAUACUGCUUUAAGACUAGAAUCACUUGUCUGGCCUGAUGACAAAAAGCCGCAAGUACACUGCAAGACUAGUAGCAAAGGGCUUCAAAGAAACAUACUUCUCGUUGAUCAGUCUGAACGUUUUGUUUUCAAGCCAAUGUUGUACGAGCUUCUUUCUAGAGAAGUAGAUACAUGGGAAAUAGCUCCACGUUUUUCAGAGUUGCUUGCAAAUACUAGUGUGCAGUUUUUCAAAGACAGGGUGAAACGCUUGACUCCUUCUGACUAUUUGGAAGUGAUCAGCCCAAUGGCUUCUGGUUGUGGAGGAACUGUACUGCUUGAAAGUGGCCUCUUGGUUGAGUAUGACUGGUUGGUUCUUGCUUUGGGAGCUGAACCCAAACUUGAUGUUGUACCAGGUGCCGCAGAAUUUGCAUUGCCUUUCUCCACACUGGAGGAUGCAUGUAAAAUUGAUAAAAUGUUAAGUACAUUGGAGCGGAGGAACUUUGGCAAGGGCUUUCUGAUUCGUGUUGCUGUUGUUGGUUGUGGUUACACUGGGGUUGAAUUAGCUGCCACACUAUCAGAGAGACUGGAGGAUAGAGGAAUAGUACAAGCUAUCAACGUGGAAACAACCAUCUGCCCAGCUGCCCCCCCUGGCAAUAGAGAAGCUGCCUUGAAAGUUCUCUCAGCUAGGAAAGUUCAACUUCUCUUGGGCUAUUUUGUCCGCUGCAUAAGAAGAGUUGGUGAAGAUGAUACUUCAGUAAUGGCUGGAGCUGGUGCAUCAGUUCUGAAUAUUGCUAGUGAACAUAAUUCUGAAAAAUAUAUAUUGGAACUUCAACCUGCUGUAAAGGGAUUAGAAAGUAAGAGUAUUGAGGCAGAUUUAGUACUGUGGACUGUUGGGUCUAAGCCUCUUCUUCCCCAGUUGGAACCUUCAAGGAACCCCCUAGAACUUCCCCUAAAUGCCCGAGGACAAGCAGAAACAGAUGAAACUCUUCGUGUUAAGGGCCAUCCACGUAUAUUUGCCCUUGGUGACUCUUCUGCUUUAAGGGAUUCGGAUGGAAGGCUUCUUCCAGCCACUGCUCAGGUUGCCUUUCAGCAAGCCGAUUUUGCUGGUUGGAAUUUGUGGGCAGCAAUCAAUAAUCGUCCAUUAUUGCCCUUUAGGUUUCAAAAUUUAGGUGAGAUGAUGACUCUGGGAAGAAAUGAUGCUGCUCUUUCUCCAAGUUUCAUCGAUGGCCUAACUUUAGAAGGUCCUAUUGGUCAUACUGCAAGGAAAAUUGCAUACUUGAUACGAUUACCGACAGACGAGCAUAGGCUUAAAGUAGGAGUCAGCUGGCUCACCAAGUCUGCCAUAGAUUCAAUUGCAGUAUUACAAAGUACCUUAACGAAGGUUCUUUCAGGCUCAUAGUUUUAUUUUUCCAUAUAUCUCAUUUUUCUGUUCUUAAAUGUUUUUGUUUUCACUUAUUCAACCCCUCUACCUCUUUUGUGUAAACAGUAGGACACCCUACUAACUGAAUUAGCUCAUGCUGUGCAAUGUGUUUACGAGUUUGCUACAUUAAUCUUUAAUAUAGAUUUUUGUAGAAUUUAGAUAAUAAUUUUUAUGUUUGUUAGAGAGUGCGGGAAAAUGAGAGAGAGUUAAGAUACACAUUAAGAGAAAUAUUUUGGCUUUAUUAACGAGUGGAAGUCUCUAAUGACACUUUGUAUGCGUUUGGCCUUGCAGGGAAAUUUACAAUUACAAUAAUGACCUUGUUUGUAUGAA